AUGCUUCACCUAUUAUAUCUUGCAUUUGCCUUGUGCCAUGAAGUUCCUGAUGUAUGCACUAGUUCUGGGAUGAUAGCAAUCAACUUUGUAGAUGGACCAGUCAGGGGAGUGACCGAUAAGGUUCUAAACACUCUGGAAGAGCUUGGCGUGAAAGCUACUUUUUCGUUUACGGUGAACCAGAAAGCCGUCGGAAAUGUAGGGCAGUUGUAUAGGAGAGCAGUCAACGAAGGACAUACUGUAGGAUUGAGAGUCGAUCCAAGGAUGGAUGAGGGAUACCAAGAUAUGUCUCAAGAGGCCUUGGAAGAUAAUAUUGACCGGGAGAUAGAUACAAUCGACGGACUCAGUGGAACUGAGGUGAGAUAUGCGUCUGUGCCCAUAUCCAAUGGAGAGGUUAGCUCUGAGCUAUAUACCAUCCUUACCCAGAGAGGUGUUCUUCCCCUAGGAUAUACCUUCUGCCCAUAUGACUACGACGACCCUAUAGCCGAAUUCGAAGCCAUGAUAGAAGGAUCAGAUCCCAAACACCAUUCCUUCAUCAUCUUAAUGCAUGACGGACAGGAGGGAGAUACUUCACGCUUGGAGAAGAUGGUGGAGAUAGGAGAGAAAAAGGGAUAUACUUUUACUAACAUGGAUGAAUGUCUUCGAGGCUAUAAAGGCUCUCCUGGAGAUCCGGAGCUCAAUCUCAGAGGAAAGGGUGCUGCAAGCCUCGCUACGUUCCUCCCUUUCUUCAUGCUAUUGGGGCGACUUCUCUAA
Messenger RNA from Encephalitozoon intestinalis ATCC 50506, 750 nucleotides. RefSeq names its product chitooligosaccharide deacetylase-like protein. Gene Ontology annotation, molecular function: hydrolase activity, acting on carbon-nitrogen (but not peptide) bonds. Bases 1 to 750 code for a protein of 249 amino acids. Gene Ontology annotation, biological process: carbohydrate metabolic process. The transcript has a single exon. The record is from RefSeq and is a predicted model, not a curated record. Gene Ontology annotation, cellular component: membrane. NCBI's taxonomy places the organism in Eukaryota, Fungi, Microsporidia, Unikaryonidae.